AUGAAAGGAAAAUCUGUCGAUUGGUGAGUUUUUCGGUUGAAAAUUGUGAAAAAAAAACGGAAAAAAAAUGAUGAGCACGUGAUUUUCUAUCGAUUGCUCAGGUAAAAUUUCAAACUUUUCUUAGCUAUUUUCAAACUUUUCCAGGCGCCACCUAAGAAAUUCUUGGAAAAGUUUGAGAAUUGCUUAGAAAAGUUUAAGAAUUUCUGGAAAAAGUCUGAGAAUUUCUUGAAAAAGUUUAAGAAAGGCUUAGAAAACUUUUUAGUGCUUCAGAAAGUUUGAAAAGGUCUUGGAAAAGUUUUUUGUCUUGCGAAAGUUUGAGAAUGUCUUCAGAAGAGCCAAGAAAAGUUUGACAUUUUACCUGAGUGACAUCUCAUUUGACGCCAAAAUGUUUCAGGUUCGUGGUCUACAAGCUCCCGAAACUGAGCGGCGGCACCGACGGAAAAGAGUUUGUGUACGUGGAUUCCGAGAUGCCGAGCAGUUGGCAGAAAGGAAAUGAUAUAAACGACCCGAAAGUGGCCGUCGGAGCUACAGUAUCCCAAGUCUACGAGUCGGAUAACGACGAUUUCUCGUUUAUGUACAGCGACGACGACCCGGUGAAACCAGCGGAUUCGUACCGCGGACACGCCAAAGGAGUCGCGCUUUUCGACACGAAAACAGGCUUCUGGCUCAUUCACAGUGUGCCAAACUUCCCGCCAACAAAGUCUUUCGCCUAUCCGCCGACCGCCGAAAAGUACGGACAAUCCUUUUUCUGCUCGUCCCUGCCUGUGGAGCACUUGGCCGAUCUCGCCGAGCAUUGGAAGUACAUUCAGGUGGGUGUGGGAUUACUGUAGGCUCAGAGGGAGUUAUUUGCUGGUUGCAGGCCAGUCCGUACUUGUUAAACCUGCCGGAGAAGUUUGCAACUCGCUUCCCGACUCUGAAAAACGUGCAGGCAAAGCAGAGUUUGGCACGGUCGGCCACGCAAUUUUCGGUGGCGAAACCCAUCAAAACGGUGCAGGGAGCGGUGAUGAUGGCGUACGCGAAACACAAAAAGUUCGACGGAGACGUCUGGAACGACGUGAUUUCGCGCCAGAACAGAAUAACGCUGGCCGUCGAGAGCUGGCUGAACGGCAGCGGAGACGAUCUGCACACGACGUGCACUUCGAGCAGCCAGGUCCGAAUAAUUUGAUACGAUUCACAGUAUUCGCAUACGACCGUACUCGCUUUCAGACCCACGACGUCACAGAAAUGCGCGUGAGCGGUCUCAACUUUGCCAGUUCGAAGGAUCAUUCGAAAUGGGCGGUCUCGAGUACGGACAGCAAUCCGAUCGUGUGUUUUGGCGAUAUGAACAGACAAGUGAGCACUGUUUCCGGAGAGGACCACCAACUUUUAGGGACCGUCUUUCUUUCAGAAAUCUCAACUGAAACGUGGCGGCGGCGCGUUGUGCAUCCAGAAUCGUGCGCUCUGGCAGACCUAUCAUUCUUCUGUUGUCCAAGUUGAACCGUGUAAAUCCUCGAAUCACUUUUCACUUCAAAUUGCGUUCCUCGCAGUAUUUAUGAGCUUUUGGGCGUCAAAAUAG
Molecule: messenger RNA, 1555 nt
Organism: Caenorhabditis sp. 36 PRJEB53466
Lineage: Eukaryota; Metazoa; Nematoda; Chromadorea; Rhabditida; Rhabditidae
Source: the annotation of a GenBank genome assembly